Molecule: messenger RNA, 345 nt
Organism: Parnassius apollo (apollo)
Lineage: Eukaryota; Metazoa; Arthropoda; Insecta; Lepidoptera; Papilionidae
Source: the annotation of a GenBank genome assembly
AUGACUUUGACGUCUGCUAAGAUGCGGGAAGCAACGAUACCGAAGCCCAAAAUUGCUUUUAGAAGGGUUAUAGCGGCGGAUGAGAAAGAAAAUUAUUUAACCAACACAGAUUUAUUUAAUACCUCCGCUCGAAAAAGUUGUACUACUUAUAUGACGCUUAAAGACGAGCUGCCAAAUUUCUGCACCGUACAGCCAGAUGCUGGAGUGUGUUUGUCACUAGGGACAAAGUACUACUACGACAUUAACAAUCGUGAAUGCAAAGAUUUUCUAUAUGGGGGUUGUGGUGGUAAUCGCAAUAAAUUUGACACUAAACAGUCCUGUUUGGGAGAAUGCGGUGGAUCCUAA